This is a messenger RNA of Trichosporon asahii var. asahii CBS 2479, 1257 nucleotides long. RefSeq lists its product as uncharacterized. Lineage: Eukaryota; Fungi; Basidiomycota; Tremellomycetes; Trichosporonales; Trichosporonaceae. The transcript is spliced from 3 exons. The record is from RefSeq and is a predicted model, not a curated record. Bases 1 to 1257 code for a protein of 418 amino acids.
AUGGCCGAGCUCGUCUUCCGCGGCUCACUCAGCUGCGAUCCCAUCUCCGCCGUUCCGCUGGAGACGCCGGUUCGCAUCGAGUGUGUAGUACUGUCGCCGGAGAGUGACGGCUUCACCGCUGACGUGCUGUACAACCUCUCUCCGACGGACCCGGCUGAUGCGCUCGAGAGACUGAGCACCGCAACCACCCGUUUACUAGUGAACGCCUCUGCCCGCUUAAACAUUGAAGUGUAUGGCUGCCCGUCUGACGCAGCAGUAGUGCCAGAGAAGGUGACGGCGAAGCUCCAGCUUCCGGAAGCUGGCGAGCUGCUGGCUUCCCUACCGGAUACGAGAGGACUGCCGUCACUGCGACUGCUGGCGAAGACAGGCCGCUUCCCCCUCGCGGAGGCACUCGAAUCGCCGCACCUGGACUCACUUGCAGAGAUUGGUGAUGACGCCGUUCUGCGCGCGGUGCUCGGGCUUGAUGGAAAGCAGACGCUCGACUUCAAACCUGCCGAGGCGCUGCGCGCUCUUCUGCGUCUCGACACACCAAGGGCAGCCCCAUACCCGGCGACUCAGUCUCCGCUGGCUCUCGCUCUCUCACUUAUGCGAGCACAAGCAGUCAGCACACAUGCCCAUGCACCCGCUGCACUUGCAACGAUCGUUCGGCUCCUCUCACCCCUCGCCUUUCAGCCGGAUACAGCAGGUGCACUCAGCCGCGUUCUGCCCGAGAUGGCCGCUCGUGCGAUCACCGUUGGUGAGGACGUGAAGCUCGACACUCCGCCGGAACACGCGCGCGCAGUGCUUGCAACACUGGCACCGCUGCUUGCAGGGGAGGCAUGGGGCAAAUCGACGGCUCCUGCCGCCACCAAGCUCGCCCGAGCCUACUCUCCAGACCCUGCUUUCUGGCAGCCCGCCGCCGCUGACCCCGGCCUGGGCAUCUCUGGAAUCCAGCUCAGUGUCUCGGCUAGCGGUGAGGGCGAGCGACUCAGUCGCGCCCUGGACACCGGCACAGGACACGGCUUACGGCCCACGGCGGCGGACACGCUUGCGGCGCUGGCGCCGGAGCUCGUGGCGAGUCUCGGCACUGCGGUGCAGCCGCCGCUCGGGCUGCCGAGCACGAUCGCGGCUGGCGUGGGCAACGCAUCAGACUACGCUGGCAAGGUGUACUCGGCGCACGAGUUUAGGAGGGAGAGGGACACGGCGAGCGGUCUCGGGCUCGGGGCUGCGGGUGUCGGGAGGAAGGCAAGCAGACAUGUGGACGAGUUUGGACGAUAG